UUUUUGCACUACGUGCUUCCAUACACCACUCCUAAGUACACCCGUCCUUCAUCCGAGAGACGAUGACUGAAGGUAAAAGAAAGCGACAAGCAGAGGAAGUAGAAGUCGAGAAUGACGUUCAACCGAAAAGGCGGAACAAGCAGCGUGUUUUGAUGCUCUCUUCUCGGGGUAUCACACACCGGAUGAGACAUCUCAUGAGCGACUUGGAAGCACUCUUGCCCCAUGUCAAAAGAGAAUCUAAGUUGGAUUCAAAGUCGCAUCUACAUCUGCUGCCCGAGUUGGCCGACUUGCACAAUUGCAAUAAUACGCUUUAUUUUGAGGCACGGAGACACGAAGAUUUGUACUUGUGGGCUGCGAAAACCCCAAACGGCCCAAGCAUAAAAAUGCACGUCUUGAAUGUGCAUACCAUGGACGAACUCAAGAUGACAGGAAACUGCCUGAAGGGGAGCAGGGGUAUACUGAGUUUUGACAAGGCAUUUGACGAGACGGAGUGGGGUCGGAUGACCAAGGAACUUUUCACCCACAUAUUUGGCGUUCCUCCGCUCGCAAGGAGGGCAAAACCUUUCAUAGACCAUGUUUUAUCAUUCUCCAUACUCGACAACAAAAUUUGGUUCAGGAAUUUUCAGAUUCUUGAAAAAGAUCCCCAACAACCAAAUGGGCCACCGAAGAUGUCAUUGGUUGAAAUCGGUCCUCGGUUUGUCCUAACUCCGAUACGGAUAUUUGAGGGGGCUUUCAGUGGCGCAACUGUCUACUCUAACCCAGAAUUUGUCACUCCUGCGGCGGUUCGAUCCAUGCUGAGGCAGAGGAAGGGGGACAGGUACCGGGAUCGCAAAGAUGCCCAGGAAGAGAGUGCCCGGAGGAAGGAGUUGCGCCGCAGGGAAGAAGACGCCUUGAGUGUGCCAAAGAUUUUCGCGUGACGGCUAGUAUCAGGAUGUGUGCCAGUACGACAUGGCUGUCGCGUAGUCGCCUUUUUCCGACGAGGAGUACUAGUGAUAUAUAACAUUAACAGACGAAGA
Messenger RNA from Pisolithus orientalis, 1016 nucleotides. RefSeq names its product Brix-domain-containing protein. Gene Ontology annotation, cellular component: nucleolus. The transcript is spliced from 5 exons. The record is from RefSeq and is a predicted model, not a curated record. Lineage: Eukaryota; Fungi; Basidiomycota; Agaricomycetes; Boletales; Pisolithaceae. Gene Ontology annotation, biological process: ribosomal large subunit assembly; rRNA processing. The coding region runs from base 63 to 917 and encodes 284 amino acids. Gene Ontology annotation, molecular function: rRNA binding.